ACUCUAAACAGGAUUUAAUACGACACUAAACACAACAAGAGUUGUUAGGAGAAAAACGGAGAGAAAGAAGGAGACAUUGGAAGAAACUCAAACUCCAAAUCAAAUCAGGGAUAUCCCUGAGAAUGGGUUUGAGGUUUUUUGCAUAAAAAGCCUCCCCAUUUAUCGGAAAGGGGAUUUCUUGACUUGAUUUAAUGGAGGCGGAGAAGAAGUAUGUCACCGUCGAGCAGCUCAAGGAGCACAACAAGCCAGGGGACUUGUGGAUCUCUAUCCAGAACAAGGUUUACGAUGUCUCUGACUGGAUUAAGGAUCACCCAGGUGGCGACACUCCUCUCCUCGGUUUGGCUGGCCAAGAUGUCACCGACGCUUUCAUAGCCUACCAUCCUGGAACCGCGUGGCAAUACCUCGACAGGUUUUUUACUGGGUAUUAUCUCCAGGAUUUCAAGAUCUCAGAGGUGUCCAAGGAUUACAGAAAGCUUGCCUCUGAGUUUGCCAAACAGGGGUUGUUUGAAAAGAAAGGACAUGGGACUAUGUACUCCCUGUUAGGCGUUACUUUUUUGUUUUCCCUUGUUGUUUAUGGUGUUUUGAGAUCUGAGAGCGUGUUGGUUCAUUUGGGUUGUGGUAUGCUGUUGGGUUUGCUUUGGAUUCAGAGUGCUUAUGUGGGUCAUGAUUCCGGGCAUUACCAAGUGAUGUCAAGCCCUGUAUUUAACAAAGUUACGCAAAUCCUGGCUGGGAAUUGCUUAACUGGGAUCAGCAUUGCGUGGUGGAAAUGGACUCAUAAUGCCCACCACCUAGCUUGCAAUAGCCUUGAUCACGAUCCUGAUCUCCAACACAUUCCAGUCUUUGCUGUGUCCUCCGAACUGUUUAAUUCUAUAACAUCCUGCUUUUAUGGGAGGGAGAUGACGUUUGAUUCUGUGUCUAGAUUCCUAGUCAGUUACCAGCAUUGGACAUAUUACCCGAUCUUGUGUGUUGCACGGGUUAACUUGUUUGUUCAGACACUCUUGCUGUUGUUCGUUAGGAAGGGAGUCCCUAAUAGAGGAUUGAACAUAUUGGGAAUCCUAGUAUUCUGGACCUGGUUUCCUCUCCUUGUGUCAUGCCUACCCAGUUGGAGCGAGAGGGUGAUGUUCGUGAUGGCGAGUUUUGCUGUGACAGGGAUCCAACACAAUCAGUUCACUUUGAACCAUUUUUCAGCGGAUGUUUAUGUUGGACAUCCUAAUGGGAAUGAUUGGUUUGAGAAGCAGACAGGUGGGACUUUGGAUAUUUCAUGCCCGCCAUGGAUGGAUUGGUUCUUUGGUGGAUUGCAGUUCCAGCUCGAGCACCAUUUGUUCCCCCGAUUGCCGCGGUGCCAGUUGAGGAAGGUUUCUCCUAUUGUGGAGGCUUUAUGCGAGAAGCACAAGUUGCCUUACAGAAGUUUGUCCUUCUAUGCUGCCAACUUAUCCACCAUCAGGACCCUCAGGACCGCUGCCCAGGAGGCUCGCGACUUGACUCGCCCUGUCCCGAAAAACUUGGUGUGGGAGGCUGUUAAUACUCAUGGCUGAGGCAACUAACAAAUGAAUUUUUUUUUGGUUGGUAUUUUCAUAAUAUUCCUUGGCUUGUGCCAUUAGGAUGACAAUUACUUCCAAAUUUGAUAUCAUAUCUCAUAUACUAUGCUUCUAUUUGAAAUCCAGAUUUGUUUUCUUUGUUUA
Messenger RNA from Corylus avellana, 1682 nucleotides. It is a transcript of the gene SLD2, whose product is annotated as Fatty acid/sphingolipid desaturase. The record is from RefSeq and is a predicted model, not a curated record. Gene Ontology annotation, biological process: lipid metabolic process. Lineage: Eukaryota; Viridiplantae; Streptophyta; Magnoliopsida; Fagales; Betulaceae. Gene Ontology annotation, molecular function: oxidoreductase activity, acting on paired donors, with oxidation of a pair of donors resulting in the reduction of molecular oxygen to two molecules of water. Gene Ontology annotation, cellular component: membrane.